GUGCCGAGCCGAGCCGCGGCUGCGCUGUGCCGCACACGUGGGUGCGCCGGCGCCGAGCGGGCGCUGAGCCAUGGGGAAGAGCCGGGCGCGGCGGUUCCGCAGGCCCCCCCCGGCCCCCAGCGGCCCGGAGCAGGCCGGCCCCGAGGAAGAGUCGGCGGCGGAGCUGCUGGAGAAGCUACAACAUCCGAGUGCUGAAGUGAGAGAGUAUGCCUGUGCCAGUAUUUCCAAGUUGCUGCAGCAGAAACACGUAAUCCCAGCCUUUUUGCAGAGAGAUGUUGUCCGGUGUUUAGGACCGAUGCUGCUGGAUCACAGUUUAGCUGUUCGCGAGACAGCUGCGGGCGCUCUCCGAAAUCUGAGUGCUUGCGGAGGGUUUGAAGUCUGUGAUGACAUGGUGACAAAAGACGUCAUGACUCCUCUUGUUGCACUUCUGAAAGAGUGUAGCACUGGACUAGAUGCUAACCAGCUCUCUCCAAAGAAAUGCAGAGAGAUGAACAAAAAUUACAUCGAAGACAUAGCCAAUGAGGCUAUUAACUUGCUGUGGAACGUAUGUGAAUGCAACAAUACAGCAGUGUCCAUAUUCAAUAAGGAAGGGUGUUUGGAGGCUGUGUUACAUUACAUGAAGAAAUUUUCCACAAAUGUGGACCUGGCUAUUUCAGUAGCAAACUGCUUACAGGCAGUGACGGAAGAUAAUCCAGAUCUUCUUUCUUCAUUCAAUGCUUCUGCACAGCAAGUAUUGGAAACUGUGAUGUUGUGUCCAGAGACCACAAUGAAGCAUGUACUUCUGAGAACACUGAUAGCAGGCACCAUCUGGAAUAUCAAGGACACAAUUCCACCAGGCAGCCUGGGAAGCAUGGUUAAUGCAAUCCUGAAGAUUUUUUCAGAAUCAUUAGCAAUAGAUGCUGGUGAAACAAUUAUUCGUAUGAAUGAAGCUGAAAAAAACAGGUUAAAGCUUGCUGCAGAGGCAGAAACUGAGGAAAACAUGAGUGAUGUUAUAGACAACUGUGCUGUAAGUGAAGAUGAUGACAUGGAAGAAAUACCAAAAGGAAAAGUCAGACGAGAACAUGACAUUUCAGACCUACUUCCAUCUGAUAAAUGGGAACUGAAAGAAGUGACAGCCUUACUGAUGGCUCAGCAGACUGCUUUGGAAAUCAUUGUUAAUAUGUGCUGCAGUGAAGAUCCCUCCGAUGACGAAUGGGAAGAACUGUCCAGCAGUGAUGAAAGUGAUCUGUUUAUGGAAAAUUCUUACAAUGAGGGCAGUGGGCUGCUGAUGUCACCCCUAUGCCUCUCUGAUGAGGUUCACUCAGCAUUUCUGAACAACCUUAUUCCAAAGAAGAUUCUUGAAAAAACUGCUUUUCCGAACAGUGUUGCUCUAGACAUCUGUAUGCACAAUCCGUCUUGGAAACCAUUAAUUAAAAAACUGAACACAGUGCAGUGUAGAGCUUUAACAUGUCUUCAUAGCAUUUUAUUAGUGUCAGAUGUGGAUUGCCUUGGAGGAGCUUCAGCACUUCAGUCACUUGCACAGCACCUUUCACAGCUGGUCUUUUCUAAAACAGAACUCCCUGAAGACGCAGAAUUCCUGGAAGCCAUAACCAGUGCUUUGAGGGCUCUCUUACAAACAAUGGCAUCAAAGAACAUCUCCCAGUGUAUGACUCCUGAUCAGCUACUGGCUUUAUGUGAAGCUGGUAUUCACAGCAGCAAUGCCAGCGUUAGAGUGAAUGUAGUGAGCAUCCUUGGAAUUUCUGGCAGUGUCCUGGCAAAAUUACAAGAUACAGCUGAAACACUAAAGAUGAUUGGAAAAUUUCUUCUUGAGGUUGCUAUGAAGGAAUCUUCUCUUGUAGUAGCAGGAGAAGCCUUGGAUGCGCUUUUUGAUGUAUUUGCAGAUGGUAAAGAAGCAGAAAAAGCAGCGGUACAGAUGAAGUUGCUCCCAGCACUGAAAGAAUUUCAGCCAGUGUUCAAAUUGAGGAUGCGAAAAGAAGGCAAAGAACAAUGUAGUACGGAUCAGCUUUGUGUUCUUGACAAUGUGAAGAUGAAUUUGAGAAGAUUCAUUGCAUAUCAGGAGACGCUAGGCAAAAACCCAACUUGAAACAUCGAGGAACUUUAAACUAAGGUUUCCUUAUUGCAAAAUGUUUUCCAAAAAUAUAGCCAUUUUGAACUUCUAAAAUGUAUUGAGCAGAACAGUUUGUGCUUUCAUGUUCAUAUUAGAUUUUUAAACGUUCAGUAUUUUAUACUCCUGGGUUGAUGCAAUAUGUAAGUAACGUCAGCAUAAAAAUGCAUAGCAUACCUUGAGAUUAAGUGUUAGCAGUGAUAAUAAUGUGCUUUUGCAGUCGUGAGAUCUGUAAAUAGCACCACUGUCAUUGUUUAGAAACUGUCAUGUAUCCUGGUGGACAAGUACAAUUGCAUUAAAACGUAAUUUAAAGAAUAUUGUCAGAUAUGCCCUAGAUCAAGGUGGGGGGAACAGGACACUGAAGUUAUUUUGAGGGAAUUGAGCAGUGGCAGGAUGUUCCUAUUUGCCAUUUGCUCUUAACUGUUUCUAGAAUUGCACAGGCACUUAUGGCAAGAUUCAUUAGAAAAGUGUGUGACAGCGUAUAGAUUACUAUCAGCACUUGGAUCUGUUGCUUCUUAAGGUUUAUCAAAGAGGAAACUGUUUGCUUCAUUUAUGAUAAAUUUGGUAUGAUAGCUUUUCACUCUUGAAAUCAGUCUAAGAGGAUGCUAUUCUUAAACAGUUCCAUAUUUUUAAUUUGAUUAGUAUUUCAGAAAAUCAAGUCUCCCGAUGUACCUUCUUCCUUGUAAUUCUACAUCAGGAUGAAUUUGAAUUCAGGGAAGUAGUAAACAUAAUAAAAAUAUUUUGUUAUACUGAGGUAUUAUCUGAAGUAAUUUUAUAACUGCUGAAAAUCUUUUUAAAAUAUUUGUGAUAGAGAUUUUUAAGCUGUAAAAUACAGAAACUAUUUUCAAAAAUGUCACUGAUUCAUGAAGAGACUGUAUGUGCACUCCCAUAUAUCCAACGUUUUGGUUUUGUAUCUGCCAACAAGAUACUCAUAUACUUCAGGGAUUUUUAUUUUUACUCUUUUAGGAAAAUGCUUUUUUUAUGCUGGUUUUUGAAAUGGGACACCCCUCCUCCCUCCGUUAAGAUAGGCAUCUAGUUUUUGGCAAGAUUCUGCUCGUGGUGUUAGGCAUGGAACGGCAAAGACCAAAUUUACUCAGUUUGUUAGAUAUCAGUCUGUUAGUUUGGAAAGUAGGCUUUGGAACUGGCCAGAAACCUUGCAAAUGGCUGAAUUAAAAAAAAUCUGACAUACUGUGUUUUGCAAAGUGCAAGCAAGAGGGAGUGAAAACUGAGUUUUAAGCGGCUCCACAACGUGAAAGUCCUGUUACUGCUAGUACUUUUCAGAAGUUUGAUUAAGUGUGUGAUAUGAUGCCUGCUAAUCAAGUGUGCAAGUGAGUGUGCACAAUUGGGAAGGCUCCAGGGCGAUUGGGCCUGGCUCUCAAAAGUCCGGGAGAAGUCCUGAGGAGAUGGAGCUGUUGAAAAAGUUACCCUGUCAUUCAGCAAGGGCAGCCAGUGACAAGGGCUGGGAUGUAACAGCUGAGGGAAGAAUAGUGAGGUGGAUUAGGGCAUAAGACUACACCUUGUGGAUUUUAAUCCCAAUGUUAAUAAUAUUUGCUGUUCGCUGAGGUUAGUAUAAUAUUAGCCUGAUUUAAAAAAAAAAAAAAAAAGGGGGGGGGGGGCAUUAAUACUAGUUUGAAGCAUUUAAAAAGACUUCUAUGGAGAAACUGAGCACAAUACUCCAGGUGUGAUCUCAUAAAUGCUGAAUAGAGGGAAGUAGUAGGUUCUCUUGACCAUGCUCCUGCCAGUGCAGUCCAGUAUUUGAUAGCGUUUGUUCCCUGUGAGGGUGUUCCCUGUGAGGGUACACUGCUGACUUCUCUUCAACUUGUUGUCCACCAGGACCCUGAGGUCCUUCUCUGGAACACUGCUCUCUGGUUGUUCAGUCAAGAGCCUGAUCUGUUUCAUGGGAUUGUUCUGUCGCAGGUGUCAGGGCUUCACAUUUUGCAUCAAGAGGUCAGAAUCUGGUUUCCGGGGGCCAUUAGCACAAUUAAGGGGGUGGGGGUGGUGAUCUCUUAAGGUACAAAUAUGAAAGUUGCAGAUAAACGCAGCAACUGGAAAGCCUGCUGUUUUAAUAUCAUCUGUCAGACCCUAUUUUUCUCCUUCAAAUGAAAGUAAAGACUGUCGUUUAGAUAUUAAGCUCUCCUAGUAGUAGGAAUUCAUGGUUUUUUUGUUGUUUUUGUUUUUGCUAUGCACUAAUCAGUUAAGUACCUUAGAAAAUCUUGUUUGUUUGUUUGUUUGCCAUUAUAAAAUAGAUUCAUAGUAUAAACCAUAUCACUUGUAGAAGUAUAUGAUUUAGUGCUUUGAUUUAGGGCUUGAAGUAUUUCCUUCUGUCUUCUGGUAUAUAUGCCAUUUCUAAGCUAAUAGCUGGAAGAGUAAUGAGGACAUAAAAAAAAAAAAAGCAUUUUAGUUUCUUGUGAGUUUAUACUAAAACUAAUAUAGAAAAGCUAAAAUAAUCCCUUCACCUCAGUUUCAUCUGAGCAGGUUGAAGCACUUCAGUGGGCCUAUUUGGCUGAGGGUAUGGAAAAACUAGCAGGCUGCCUGUUCUGCCUACAGCUCUUCAGAUACGUUUGGGUUGAUAGAAGGAGAAGCUGUAGCUCUUAAGAGGGUUUUCUGUUUUGUUAGCUCAUCAUUAAUUAAUGAAACUUUUAUAGGUGAUUUCUGAACAUCCUGUGUUGUAUAGUCUUAUCAAAGUCUAUUGCCCUUCUCAGUGGUCCAUAGCAAAAUGGAGCCAUCAUAUUCCUUUGGGGUUUCUGUGGUAUUACGGUUAUUAAAAAUUAGCCAACUGCAUAUUUUGAUAUUUUGACAUGCACGCUUUUGUUUCUUUUUUAAAUGAAGAAAAUCUCACUAUAUCUAUCACCUGCUAGCUACUAACUUGGUGUAACUUGCUCUUAGUCUCUAAUGGGUGGCUUGUGAGUGAACAUGAGAUAGUAAUUUUGUAUGCUAAUGUAGAUGGCCUGUUCUACGUGUAAGGGAUGAGAUAGAAGAGAAUAGGAAAAGUAUGGAGGACAACGAAAUAGCAAGUUACCUGUGAUGGGAAGAAGUGUCAGAUCGCGGCCUAAAACGAGAAGAGAUAUACAAGUACAGAAAAACUAAGCUAUAUGAUUUGGGCUAUAAAAAUUGUUCUAACACAGCUGAGGAAUAUUGAGGCAACAGAAAAGAUGAUGUGGCAUAAGUUAACUGCUUGGUGGGCUCUUUUGGCACUGAUUUAUUUAAGUAGUUUUAGGGUAAGCGUGAGAUGAAGAUAAGCUCCUUGACAGCCUAUAAAGACAAAGCCAGCUCUUUGAGACACUUUGAAUAUGGAAGAUACUGGUCUGAUCUAGACAGUGCGCAGCAUAAGUAAACAGAUGCUAAAUAGACGAAAGUGAUCUUCAUCAGUUCAUGUAAUCACACAGAUAAAACUGGUAUCAAAACAGGCAUCUUAAGCUGAAUUUGUUUGUUUAUCCUGGUCCCUAAAGCAUCAUCUGUCUGUGCUUCAAUUUAAAAACUGCGGUCAUUUGAAAGUAUGGACUGCUGCUUUGUCUCCCUGUCUGACACCUAGCACAACAGAAUCUGCCUCUGGAGUGAGACUUCGUGCCUUAAUAAGUGCUGAAUUAGGUUAGUCUAUGGUGUUAAGUAUGAUUGGAAAGGAAGAGGGGCUGUCUGCUUCCCUUGCUGUUCGGAAGCAGUGGGACAGGUGGCACUCGCUGCUGGUUUGGCCUCUUUGCAGUCUGCAAAAAGUUGAAUCUCCAUCUGUGUAGAUCAGGAGUUAUCUUUGCUAUGUGGUUUUAUUUUUACCCUCUAUGCAAAGAAACAAGAUAAGAUUUAAAUAAGCAUUUGUUGUGAAGUACUUCUUAUACGUCAUGCCUUGGCAUUCAGAUGUUCUGCGUUGACGGUAUUUUUUUUGCAUUAUGUUUUAUUUUAAAGAUCCUCUCUGUAGGGGAACAAGAGUAAGUUUAGCCAGUACUAUUUGGCUUGGUUUUACAUUUGUAUUUUGAGUGAGGGAAAAAAAAUAAUCAGAGCACAGUAAAAUUAUAAAAUGAAAACUGUAAUCUGAGAACAAAUUAAUUUGAAAUCACUUUAUAGUUUAAGUAUAAUAAAUGAAACACAUAUCUUGUGGAAUAUUAACAUACAACAACCAACCAAAAAUGCUUAGAAACUGAAGUUCUGUUUCCUUAAUGAGUAAUUUUCAGUAAAAGCAUUCCCAGAGGAUUGGAAAGAAACAUCUAGCCUUACAUUUACUGUUGCAAAUUCAAAUUCAGGCAAUGGUAAUUGUAAUUGAAAAUAAUAUAAUGGUUCUUUUCUGGCGCAGAUGAAUUGAGCAAACGAUCUAAAUACAGUUGCACUGGACAUGCUGUUAAGAUAUGUAACGCUAAGAUAAUUGGCAGAAACUAAAAACUCUGACAGUCACAGCAGAUUAAGGAACUUGAAGUUUAUCCACAAGGGCUGAAACAUGGUGGGCCUUUCUGUUUGAAGAAGCUUUUACCGAGCAAUGUGGAGUUUUUUGUCUAUCCUCCAAAUAAAUUCAAACUGUUUAACUUUUGUACUUUCCAGGAAAAACAGCAUGUAUUUAAAUCAUUUCACUCUAACUUCAUUUUGUUUCUGUAUUAUUUUCCUAAGCUCCUCGCUUCUGUGAGAGGCAGUAUGUCAGACAUAAUUCAGUGACCACAUAAAAACAUAGUUUGAGAAUUGUACGCAAAAGAUAUGGUAAGAUGUUUGUCUUUUUUCUGCCAAAUCUGGGUGUCCUUGUAUUACUGCUAUAUUAAGGACUUAAAUCAAAAUGCCUGUGAGCUGGAAUAAGGUAUCAUCGCAAUAAUCUGUGUGCUGUUAGAACUAUUGUGGCUGCUGUGUGGUCGUCUUGACAUGCAGGAGGGUCUUAAUGCAGCCCUGGCACUGCAAGGUGCUGUGAGUCAUGGUCAUGUAAAUGCCUUUACCACUUCAAGAUGCAUUGGGAUUUCAGUAUACAUUCUCCAGGCUUUGUGUUCCUUUUUUUAACAAAAAUCUCGGCUGGGAUUCUUUGUUUUCUUUCCCUUCUGACGUGAAUUUUUUGAACUUUUAAGGAAAAUUGCAUUGGCCUUUUCCCUCCCCCCCACUGCUUGUUAGAGAGUGAAGGGCACUUCCAGAAUUUAACUGAAGAAUGGCUGACUCAGCUAGAAAAUGCAUGAUGUUUCUAAAUAGCCUUUUCUGAGGAAUUGUCUCUCUUUAGUAAGUUGAAGUUCAAAGUCAUGACUAAAAAAUCAUGUUGACCAUAUUCAAGUAUGGUAUUCUUUUUUGCCUUCUUUUUUCUAAUAUCCCCUCAGCUUACCCUCUUAUCUAACGUAGCUGUAGUAUCACACAGUUUAAGACCAGAUUUUUUUUUGUUACUGUUAUCUCCGUAAGGAUAACAUGAAUUAGUCUUUUGUUCCCCUUCUUCUGUGGUGUUUAAAAAAGAAAGUUGAUGACUCAAAGUUUUGCAGUUUAUGUAUCUUUGUAAAAGGAACAUAAGACUAAUAACUUUUGAUAUUCUUCAGUUAUUCUGGCAGUUAUAAGCAUGUGCAUUUUGGAAAGUAGUUAUUCAGGACAGUUCUCCCACUUAGGAGCUUUUACUCCUGUGCCCAAGACCCACCAGUUUCCACUUGGCUUUGGAUGGUAGUUUCAGGUGACUUUCAGAGCAAUUAAUCAAAUCUACCACAUCAAAGACAGAAUUUCUCCCAACAGAUUCUCACUGUAGUUGAGUUUUUCUUCAACCAUACCUCUCGGAUACCUUAGGUCAAAACCUUCUCCUCGUCCUGCUCUUAGAUGUUGGGGGACGGUAACCGUAACUUUACUCUGUGUCUGUCAGUGGGAAAUGCUGCUAACACUUCUUUGCAAACUUUCUACGCUAUGGGAUACUUGGAAUUGAAAUGCAUCUUGUUAAUCGCAAAGCAUCUCCAUGCUCCAUCUACCUAAAGAGAAAUCCUGUCCCACACAGUGCUGAAACUACGAAAAGAGAAGCAGCAGGACAUCCAUGCGGGAAACUUACUAGCUGAUCUGAUAUAAAAGAUGGUUUAGGGCUGUAGUAUGGAAAUACUAAAAAUAAAGUUGACUCUGACCACAA
This is a messenger RNA of Cygnus atratus (black swan), 8150 nucleotides long. It is a transcript of the gene HEATR3, whose product is annotated as HEAT repeat containing 3. Gene Ontology annotation, biological process: protein import into nucleus; ribosomal large subunit biogenesis. NCBI's taxonomy places the organism in Eukaryota, Metazoa, Chordata, Aves, Anseriformes, Anatidae. The transcript has 15 exons. The coding region runs from base 71 to 2083 and encodes 670 amino acids. The record is from RefSeq and is a predicted model, not a curated record.